Lepidothrix coronata (blue-crowned manakin) is the source of this 6357-nucleotide messenger RNA. It is a transcript of the gene MEGF6, whose product is annotated as multiple EGF like domains 6. NCBI's taxonomy places the organism in Eukaryota, Metazoa, Chordata, Aves, Passeriformes, Pipridae. Bases 1 to 4569 code for a protein of 1522 amino acids. The transcript is spliced from 36 exons. The record is from RefSeq and is a predicted model, not a curated record. Gene Ontology annotation, molecular function: calcium ion binding; protein binding.
AUGGAGUUUCCUGCGGUGGCACUGUCGUUCAUCCUGGCCCUGCGAAUAUCUCCGCUGGCUUCUGGGAGCAAACUGCAGCCCCACAUGCCGAACGUCUGCGCGGAGCAGGAGCUGGCGGUGGUGGGGCAGCAGCAGCCGUGCGUGCAGGCGCUGACCCGCGCCGUCAAGGUGUGGAAGCAGGACUGCGGGGGCCGGCGCUGGUGCACGGGCUACGAGCGCAGGGUGCUGUACUACACGGGCUACAGGCAGCUGUACCAGCUGAGAUCCCACACCACGUACAGGUGCUGCCCGGGGUGGUCCCAGCUGGCCGGGGAGGACGGGUGUCUGCACCAUGUGGACGAGUGCCAGGUCCACAACGGGGGCUGCCAGCAGAGGUGUGUGAACACCCUGGGCUCCUACUACUGCGAGUGCCGGCCGGGCUCCCGCCUGCACACGGACGGCAGGACCUGCAUCGCUGUGAACUCCUGUGCCCUGAACAACGGUGGCUGUGAGCACGACUGCGUGCAGGUGACGCUGGCACAGCACCGCUGCCAGUGCCGCCACAACUUCCAGCUGCAGGAGGACGGGAAACGCUGCGUCCUGAGGAACCCCUGUGCCGACGGGAACGGGGGCUGCCAGCACCGCUGCCAUGGCCACCGCGGCCGCGCCCGCUGCGAGUGCCACCCCGGCUACCGCCUGGGGCCCGACGGCAAGGCCUGCGAGGAUGUGAACGAGUGCCUGACCGGACUGGCCAUGUGUUCACACCAGUGCCUGAACACACGGGGCUCCUUCAAGUGCACCUGUAACCCGGGCUACGAGCUGGGGGCGGAUGGCAAGCAGUGCUACCGGAUAGAGAUGGAGAUUGUGAACAGCUGCGAAGCCAACAACGGGGGCUGUUCCCAUGUGUGCCACCACACCAGCUCUGGCCCAGUGUGCACCUGUAACUUUGGCUUUCGGCUGGAGGAGGACCAGAAGUCAUGCACUGAUAUCAAUGAGUGUGACACUGGUUCUCACUGUUGUCACCAAGACUGUUACAACUACCCUGGGGGCUACGAGUGCUCCUGCCAUGCUGGGUACAGGCUGAGCACGGAUGGCUGUGGGUGUGAUGAUGUGGAUGAGUGCUCUUCAAACAACGGGGGGUGUGAACACACGUGCCAGAACCAGCCAGGGUCGUUCCAGUGUGGCUGUGAGAUUGGACACAAGCUGGACGAAGACCGAAGGAGCUGCAUCUCCCUGGAGGACACUGUGGAAGCUCUGGAUGGUCGGCGCCCCGUUAUCCGCCCGAUCCCUCACGUCGCCAUCCUGCGAGAUGAAUUCACCCAGCUCUUCAACGACGACUACGAGGAGGAGGAGGAGGAAGAGAUGGAAGCAAGAGGGGAGCACACGCUUUCAGAGAAAUUCGUUUGCCUGGAGCGCACGUUCGGCCCCGACUGCAGCCUGACCUGCGAGGACUGUGCCAACGGAGCCGCCUGCAACGCCGAGGGCACCGGCUGUGACUGCCCAGCGGGCUGGACGGGCACCCUCUGCAACCAGACUUGCCCGACCGGCACCUUCGGCAGCAACUGCAGCCAGAGCUGCCGCUGCCAGAACGGCGGCUCCUGCGACCCCACCACCGGCGCCUGCCGCUGCCCGCCCGGCGUGGCCGGGGAGCUCUGCCAGGACGGGUGCCCUAAAGGAUUUUUUGGGAAACAAUGCAGGAAAAAGUGCAACUGUGCCAACCGGGGUCGCUGCCAUCGGAUUUACGGAGCCUGCCUGUGCGAUCCUGGCUUGUACGGCCGGUACUGCCACUUGGCCUGUCCCAGGUGGGUGUUCGGCGCGGGCUGCUCGGAGGAGUGUCGGUGUGUGCAGCCCCACACGCGGGACUGCGACAGGAGGGACGGCUCCUGCCACUGCAAGCCCGGCUACCGAGGGGAGCGCUGCGAGACCAGCUGUGACCCUGGCUACUAUGGGGAUGGCUGCAAGAAGAAGUGUGGCUGCUCCCCAGGAGUGUCCUGUGACCCUGUCACUGGAGAGUGCCAGAAGGAGUGUCCCCCAGGGUACCACGGGGAGAACUGUGACCAAGAGUGCCCCCAGGGGACGUUUGGGGCAGGCUGCAGGUGGCCCUGUGCCUGUGGAGGAGCUCCCUGUGACCCGAGCACGGGGCAGUGCCACUGCCCGCCCGGCUGGAUGGGACACGACUGCGGCCAAGCCUGCCCUGAGGGUCGCUGGGGGCCGGGCUGCCAGGAGAUCUGCCCCGACUGCGCCAACGACGCCCGCUGUGACCCCGCCACAGGAGCCUGUGUGUGCCCGCCCGGCUACACCGGCCAGCGCUGCCAGGACGUGUGUCCUCCAGGCUGGUUCGGCUCCGACUGCCAGCUGAGCUGCAGCUGUGGGAACGAGGGACAUUGUCAUCCGGUGACGGGGAUGUGCAGCUGCCCACCUGGCUGGAUGGGGCACAACUGUCAGAGAGCCUGUGACGUGGGGCACUGGGGCCCCGACUGUGCCCACGCCUGCAACUGCAGCAACAGCGACGGCAGCUGCAGCGCCGAGACUGGGCAGUGCCUCUGCGACGCCGGGUACACGGGCGGCCACUGCGAGCACAAGUGCCCAGAAGGAUGGUUUGGGCUGAGCUGUCGGCACCAGUGUCAGUGUGAGAACGGGGCAGCCUGUGACCAUGUCAGCGGGGCCUGCACUUGCAGCCCAGGCUGGAGAGGAACAUUCUGUGAGCACGCCUGUCCCGAUGGAUUUUACGGACUGGAGUGUCGGCAGACCUGUGACUGCCUGAACGGUGCCCACUGUGACCCUGUGACGGGCCAGUGCCAGUGUCCCCCCGGCUGGACCGGCCCCCGCUGUGGCCAGGCAUGCCAGGAGAACAGGUACGGCCAGGACUGCAGCCAGACCUGCCACUGCUUCAACAAUGCCACCUGCAGCCACGUCAGCGGCCGCUGCCUCUGCACUGCCGGCUGGACGGGACCCACGUGCCAGCAAGCCUGCCCGGCGGGUUCCUUUGGGAAGAACUGCCUCCAGCGCUGCCUCUGCCAGAACGGCGGCACGUGUGACCCGGCCACGGGGGUCUGCGCUUGCCCCACGGGCUGGACCGGGCUGGCCUGCGAGCUGGCCUGUGCCCAGGGCCAGCACGGGGCCGACUGCCAGCAGCGCUGCGAGUGCCACCACGGGGGGCUGUGUGACCGCCGGACGGGGCAGUGCCUCUGCCAGCCCGGCUGGACGGGGGACAAGUGCGAGAGCCCUUGUCCAGAGGGGCGGUUUGGGGCACGCUGUGAGGAGCUCUGUGACUGUGGGGACAGUGUUUCGUGCCACCACGUCACCGGCGCUUGUGACUGCCCCCGUGGCUGGAGAGGCCGGCGCUGUGAGAAGGCCUGCCUGCCAGGUUCCUUUGGGAAGAACUGUGCCAGCCGCUGCACCUGUCCCCUGGGAGUGCCCUGCCACCACGUCACCGGCCAGUGCGGCUGCCCCCCGGGACUGACCGGCUCUGGAUGUGAAAAAUCCUGCCUGCCUGGAACCUUCGGAGAGGGCUGUGCUCAGAUCUGCCAGUGUUCUGGAGCCACCCAGGAAUGUCACCCAGUCACCGGUGCCUGUGUCUGUGCCCCCGGCUUCCACGGCCCCUCCUGCCAGCUGGAGUGCUCCCCUGGGUGGUACGGCCGUGACUGUGAGAGGCCGUGCCAGUGCAAGAACGGGGCCCGGUGUGACCCUGCCACGGGGAUGUGCCACUGCCCGCCCGGCUACAUCGGCGCCGACUGCGGCAUCGGAUGUCCCGCUGGCCGCUAUGGGCAGGACUGUGCGGGGCUGUGCUCCUGCGGGGCCGGCGCUCCCUGUCACCCCGUCACCGGGGACUGUGUUUGCCCACCCGGCAGAGCUGGGCCCACCUGUGAGCAAGGCUGUGAGAAGCACCGGUAUGGGGUGGGCUGCCAGCAGACCUGCUCCUGCCACAACGGGGGCCUCUGUGAUGCAGCCGAUGGCUCCUGUUCGUGUGCACCUGGAUGGACAGGGAAAUCCUGCGAAUUAGAAUGCCCGCCGGGAAGGUUCGGUGCCGACUGCCAGCUCCAGUGCCCCUGCCUGCACAACGGCACCUGCGACCCGGGGACGGGGACCUGCCGCUGCCCCGCGGGGCACUACGGGCCCCUGUGCGAGCACAGUUGUCCCGCGGGUUUCCAUGGAGUGGGCUGCCGGGAGCGCUGUGACUGUGAGCACGGGGCCGGCUGUGACCCGACCAGCGGCCGCUGCCGGUGCCCCCCCGGGCUCCAUGGGGAGCGAUGCCACGCAGGCUGCAAGGAAGGAACGUACGGCGAGGGGUGCCAGCGGCUCUGUGACUGUGCUGGGGAUGUGCCCUGUGACCCGGCCACGGGGCAGUGCCUGUGCCCGCCCGGGAAAACCGGUCCCACGUGUGCUGCAGACUGCCGGCCCACCCACUUCGGCCCUGACUGCCACCUGACCUGCCAGUGUGCCCCCAGCAGCUCCUACUGCAACGCUCGGAACGGGCAGUGCCUCUGCCUGGACGGCCACACGGGACCCACGUGCAGGGAAGCCACACAGUCCCUGGGACCCACCAGGUCACCACCACCCCUGGAGGGGCUCUGGCUGGCAGAGCACUAGAUCCUGCUCCCGGGAUUGCUCCCCCAGUGGGACCAAGCAGCCACCUGAAGAAGCCAAUGACCUGUUAAGGAACUCAUUUAUGAGCUGCAUGAGCAGCUUUCAUCUCCUCACAGCCCCAGCUGCUGCCUUUGGGGUUGACUGAGCGAGGCUGCAGCGCCCAGUAUAACCAGUUCACUGCGCCAGCACGGGCUGGCCGUGAGGACACGGGUGCCAACACCAGUGCAGGCCUUCAGCCAGAGACCAGAGGGACCAGUUCAGAAGGAAUCAGUUCUGGUUGGGGGACAGUGGACUUUGGCAGCUCGUGACACAUUGCUGACCUUCAUCUUCUGGGUGCUGGGCUUGGGGAGGGGGCUGAAAAUGUGGGCCAAAUCAGGUAUUUAUGCACCAAUAUUUAUGGGAAGCUGGACCACAGAGCAUUGUCAGGACUGAUGGCUGACCCUGCCCGGCUCUCCUGGGCUUGGGCCUCCUGUGGGUGUACUGCCUCACUUGAAUUAUUUUUUAAAUUUGAUUUUGCAGUGUUGUUUUACUGUAAAUAACUACUUGCUGUGGGGGAACACGUUGGGCUCCUUGCCCACAGUGCAGGCUGUGCUGGAGCCUGUUUAUUAUGCCAGGGGUUUAUCAGCCCAUGGAGCUGCCCGUGUCACCUACUCCACCGAAAAGGAAGCUUAAGUGUGGUAAUCGAAGAUACUGUGUGGAGACAAAGCACUUGCACCACCUGGUCAAUGCACAUCCCUAUGGGAGUGUCCUCCCCCAGCCUUGGACUCUGAGUCAUAGCCAGGGGCUGGGAAUGGGUAGAGGCAGGAAAAGCAGCUGGCUCCUGGCUUGGUGAUGGGUAUGAAGUCAUGGCAAGGCUUUGGCUGCCGCCUACAGCAGCAGGGAAUGCCACCACUCCAAUGCCACUGCUCCAACACCAUCACCCUGGCCAGGGCUCCCCCAGCCCCUGAGCCCCUCUGUCUGUUUGCACAAAGCUCUUGGGCAGGGGAAGCCUGAGAGCCAACACUGUCAGAGGAACCCUGGCUCUGCAGAGGGGAGGGACAGCCCUGUCCCAUCCCACCCCACCCCAUCCCAUCCCCACUGUGGCAGCUGCAGCACAGCCCUGCCCAGGCACUUGGCCUUUAAAUUAUUCCCACAGGGGCCAACUGAAAAUAAUAAAAGAAUUGUUUCUUUUCCUGAUGGAAUUUAUUUUAAGCUGUAUAUAACUUGUAAUUUUGGGCUAAUUCCUUUCUUAUUUUAUUUCUUCCUUAACAGUAUUUUUUGCAUUAGGUAUCAUUCUUGUGAAGAAACGAUGUUAAUAUAAGUAUGUAGUGAAGGACCAAAAUCGUGUCGUUAAGGUUGGAUGUUGGAUGAUGGAUAACCAGGGAGUAGGAACAUUUUGUCCAUGUGCCAAAUGCCCCCAGAUCAGUCCUGCCAGUCGUGCUGCCAAUUCUCCAGACAAUCACCCCUUGGGUUCCCUUUGCCUUGAAGUGCCCGGGGCGUUGGAGGAAGGUUCUAGUGAUGGCCUUGGCUGGUUGGGAACCAGCACCAGCUCCCCCAGUGCAGGAGGAGGAGAAAAAACACUCUGCCUCAAUGGCCUUGCUCCAGGAGAACAUGGAAACAGCCUUAAGUGUGGGGAUGGAUCCAUCCCAUCCUGCUCCAGCAUGAAGCUGAGCUGCAGCUCCGUGACUCCUGAAGCUCAGAGCAAACCAUGUGUCUGAGCAUGGGACCACAGCAACCCUGUAUCUGUAUUUUUAUAUAAUGUGUUUUUUUCCUGUUCAUAUUUCUUAAUACAAAUUGUUUGUUUCCUCUUUU